Molecule: messenger RNA, 1559 nt
Organism: Oncorhynchus kisutch (coho salmon)
Lineage: Eukaryota; Metazoa; Chordata; Actinopteri; Salmoniformes; Salmonidae
Product: 1-phosphatidylinositol phosphodiesterase
Exons: 3
Coding region: 374-1273 (299 amino acids)
Biological process (GO): lipid metabolic process
Molecular function (GO): phosphoric diester hydrolase activity
Source: RefSeq, a predicted model, not a curated record
GGACUUUUAUCCACAACAAGCCUGUUUGGUGGAAACACCACUGGUGGGAAAAUGUGCAUAUCUUUCUUUGUGUAUUUGAGAAUAUUCAUGUGAAAAUCGGUUGCCAAUUUGCUGGAAACCUAGCUAUCGACGCUCGUCUCACAUUGGUGACGCAGAUCAAAGGGGAGAAUGUACUAUUUGAUGUUUUUUUUAAAAGUUUGCUUAUCUUUCUCAAAGGAAAAACAGUAUGUAAACACUACGAGGCCACACCUAUCCUUCAUCAGUAUGCUAUAAUUUUGUUGCCAAUCUGCAGAGGUCAGAACACCAGCACCUGUGUGAAACUCCUUACGCCAGAGCUGUAUGUUGUUGCAUAUUUUCCUCCUUUAACGUGACCAUGAGGACCGCUGAGAAUGCUCUGUUUUGCCACCUCUACAUGUUACUGCUUUUUGUAGGUUUUUGCCAAGGAAAGGACCUCUUCUUCAAUGACAAAGGACUCCUACUCCCAGAAUCCUACAAGAUUGGCUGGAUGGAGGCUAUUGAUGACGACAAAUUAAUCUCUGACAUCACCAUACCUGGUACCCAUGACACCAUGGCUCUCUAUGGAGGCCCAGCGGCAGAGUGUCAGGCCUGGGAUUUGGGGGAUCAGCUGAGGGCCGGCAUACGCUAUCUGGACCUCAGGAUAUUCGCCUUUGAAAACAAACUCUAUGUCAUGCACUGGGUUGUCUACCAACACAAGUCGUUCUAUGAGGUCCUUGACACGAUCAGAGCAUUUUUGUCUGAAUUCAGAAGUGAGGCGGUUCUCGUUAGAGUAAAGCCUGAUUUGUUUGAUAAAGAGAAUGUUGAGGAGCUGGUUGGAAAAAUGAUUAUUGAUGAUACAGAUGUAUGGGUGAAGUCUGACAUGCCAACUAUGGCUGAGGCAAGAGGAAAGAUGAUAUUUGUACAGAAAUCCAGCUUUAAGCUGGGCAUUCCUCUCUUGGAAACAGACAGCAAAGGUGACUAUGAAGUUACUCAUAUUGCAGACAAGGAGAACAAAAUAGUGAAACACUUGACACAAGCUUCAGGUGAUUGUGGUGGGGAUUAUAUCGUUCUGAGCUACUCCAGUGGCACUGGCAUUGGCACAUUGUUGGGCAUGUUUCUAACUCCCAAGAAGGUGGCUGAAAAGAUUAACCCAUGGCUCGAUCAGUAUCUUAGACAGUUCUCCAGGGACCACAGCAGUGUAUGUUUCGGGGUGAUUGCCAUGGACUUUCCUGGUAUCGACCUCAUUCAAACAGUCAUCAAGAUCAAUGAUUGGUGAAGUGUUCACCCAUGGAAGUCAUGAUUAUAUUGCUUUCUGAAAUGUUAGUUUACGCAAUUAGAUUAAGUGCAGCAACAACACAUGACACAUACUACACUUAAUUGUGCUCAUAUUGAAAAGGAGCGAGAUAGAAGACUGACAAAGUAAAGAAUUUAAUGAUUGGAACGUAGUAUUGGCAUGCGCUCUUAAACAACAAUAAUGAAGACUUAGCACUACACGUCUUUGUACUUUGCCCCUGCUUGCUGUAUUAAAAACAACGAAAAUCAUUAAAAUGGCAAAGAACAAC